CGCGGCCGGGCCGGGGCCGGGCGGGCAGAGGCGCGCCGGCCGUGCAGCAUGCUGGACCCGGAGGGCAGUGUGGAGCACCAGCCUGCCUCCUCCUUCCCCAAAGUCCUCCUCAUCCCUCUAGCCAUGCUCCUCGCAAUUGCAGCGCUCCUGCUCUUAGCCUUUUCCGCUACGCGGCAGAAGGAGCCUGAUUUUUACACUUUCAAAGUUGUAAACAUCAGGGGCAAGCUUGUGUCUCUGGAGAAGUACAGGGGCUCGGUGUCUCUAGUUGUCAACGUUGCAAGUGAAUGUGGGUACACAGACAGCCACUACAAGGCCUUACAGCAGCUGCAGAGAGACCUGGGCCCGUACCAUUUCAAUGUGCUGGCAUUCCCCUGCAAUCAGUUUGGGCAGCAAGAACCAGACACUAACAAAGAAAUUGAGAGCUUUGCACGAAAGACUUACGGUGCCUCCUUCCCCAUGUUCAGCAAAAUCACCGUCAGUGGAGCUGGUGCAAUUCCUGCCUUCAAGUACUUAAUUGAUUCUACAGGAGAAGAACCAACUUGGAACUUCUGGAAAUACCUGGUGGACCCCAAUGGGAAAGUAGUAAAGGCCUGGGACUCCACUGUCUCUGUUGAAGAAAUAAGACCCCAUGUUACAGAACUUGUAAGGAAAAUCAUCCUAAAGAAGAAAGAUGAAUUAUGACUUUCAUCAUAAAAAUCCCAGCAUUCCAAUUGCAUCUUCACUGAGAAUCAGGGCUGGACUUUUUCUUUUCACAUUCCAAAAGUGAGGACGUGGGGAAAGGAAAUUAUGACCAGUUGAAUCUGUAUUCACCAUCCUAGGAAUGUAGAAAACAGCAAGUUAGCACAGCCAAAGUAAUUUAAUAUUUUUCUCCAACUGAAUUCUGUUCAAGUUUUCUAGAAAAAGAGAAAUCUUCAGCAAUUGUUUCUUCCCCAAUUUAAUUAUUAAGUUGUUGGUAACACUAUAGGAAAUCAGGUCAUGCAGGAAGAAAGAUCAGAAUAAUGAGAAUGUCAUAGCUGGGAUCUCCCUGAUAUCUACAAAUCUGUUGUCAUAUUUUGAUUGCAAACUGAAUAAAAUAAAGAGCAAAAAGGGCAUGAUUGACUUAAGGCAUGUGCUAGGAAGAGGGCCAAAACAGAUACCUUCAGACUAGGCAGAAUUUGCAUGUUCCAAUUACCACAGCCAAACACAGCUAAUUUCAUGUGUCUAGAAAGUUUAGAAGGGCACAGGGAAAACACAUCUAUAAAGCUUAAAUGAAAGAAAUAUGAAGACAAAGUCUCUGUAAAAAUUCUCCAGAAGCUUUGAGAAGAAUUUCUGCAUUUUUUCGCCAAGUAAAGAUUAUCAGAUGAUAUUUAAAUAGUCAUUUGAAUAUCUGUAAGACCAGAGCCUACAUGAAAUGGCUAUUUCUUUCUUCUAUUAGCAUGUUACCUUAGAAUUACUCUCACCUCAUAAAACUGAUGUUAAAUUUAUUUUCCGUUUUAUAACACUAUCCAAUUUUGCUGCAUGUACAGACAAACAUCAAUCAAAAAUAUUUUUUCCAUGGAAAUAA
Molecule: messenger RNA, 1543 nt
Organism: Corvus hawaiiensis (hawaiian crow)
Lineage: Eukaryota; Metazoa; Chordata; Aves; Passeriformes; Corvidae
Gene: GPX7
Product: glutathione peroxidase 7
Exons: 3
Coding region: 49-681 (210 amino acids)
Biological process (GO): response to oxidative stress
Molecular function (GO): glutathione peroxidase activity
Source: RefSeq, a predicted model, not a curated record